UUCAGUAGAAUCGUACAGUUUGUGGGGAGAAGAUCACGCUCUAACUAAUUUCACCAUCUAAAGAAACGUAAAAACUAAAGUUUCUCCUUGAAAUGUGGGCCAUUCUUCUACUUCUGCUCCUGUGCCUGGGCCUGCUGUACAAGUAUGUGAGGCGUCACUAUACCCACUGGCAGCGAUUGGGCGUGGACGAGGAGCCAGCUGUAAUCCCCUUCGGGAUAAUGGACACGGUGAUGAAACAGGAACGGAGCUUGGGCAUGGCUUUGGGCGAUAUCUAUGCCCGGCACGAAGGCAAGAUUGUGGGAAUUUACAUGAUGAACCAGCGGAGCAUCCUAAUCCGUGAUGCCCAGCUGGCACGCCAGAUCAUGACCAGUGAUUUUGGCAGCUUCCACGAUCGCGGGGUCUAUGUGGAUGAGGAGAAGGAUCCGCUGUCGGCCAAUCUCUUCAACCUGCGUGGCGCUUCCUGGCGGAAUCUGCGCCACAAGUUGACGCCAUCGUUCUCCUCGGGAAAAAUCAAGGGCAUGUUCGGCACCAUUGACGAGGUGGGCGAUAAGCUGGUGCAGCAUCUGGAGGGGGUUCUGGACCAAAGCGACGAGGUGGAGAUCAAGGAUGUGAUGACCACGUAUGCGGUGGAUAUUAUUGGCUCGGUGAUUUUUGGCCUGGAGAUCGACAGUUUCAGCAAUCCGGAAAAUGAGUUUCGGGAGAUUAGCAGCUCGGCGAAUAGGGACAAGUCGCUGCUGCUCAAGAUCCACAAUAUGUCCAUGUUUAUAUGCCCGAUGAUUGCCAAGCUAAUGAACCGCUUGGGCUAUGAGAGUCGUAUCUUGACUUCCCUCCGAGACAUGAUGAAGCGCACCAUUGAGUUCCGGGAGCAGCAUAAUGUGGUCCGCAAGGAUAUGCUCCAGCUACUCAUCCGGCUGCGAAACACUGGAAAGAUAGGCGAAGAUGACGAUCAGGUGUGGGAUAUGGAGACGGCCCAGGAGCAGCUCAAGUCGAUGUCCAUCGAGAAAAUUGCCGCCCAGGCUUUCCUUUUCUACGUGGCUGGAUCGGAGUCCACUGCUGCCGCUUCUGCCUUCACCCUUUACGAGCUGUCCAUGUAUCCGGAGCUAUUGAAGGAGGCGCGGGAUGAGGUGGAUUCGGUGCUUCAGAGGCACAACCUAAAGCCCAAGGAUAAGUUCACCUACGAAGCUGUGCAGGAUUUAAAGUUUUUGGAUCUUUGCAUCAUGGAAACCAUUCGUAAAUAUCCCGGUCUGCCCUUCUUGAACCGCGAGUGCACUGAGGACUAUCCUGUUCCUGGCACAAACCAUACCAUUACCAAGGGCACUCCCAUUUUGAUCUCGCUCUUUGGCAUUCAACGUGAUCCUGCCUAUUUCCCCAAUCCCAAUGGCUAUGAUCCGCAUCGCUUUGAUGCGGACAACAUGAACUACGAUCAGGCAGCCUAUAUGCCAUUUGGAGAGGGUCCCCGUCACUGCAUAGCUCUACGCAUGGGCAAGAUCAACUCCAAGGUGGCGGUGGCCAAGGUUUUGGCCAAUUUCGAUCUGGUGCAGGCUCCACGCAAGGAAGUCGAGUUUCGUUUUGACGCUGCUCCAGUUCUGGUGACCAAGGAGGGUCUGAAAGUCCGCUUGACCAAGAGGAAGUGGGAAAAGUAAUAUAAAAAUAUUUCUUUUUUUGGGAUUUAUAAAAUGGUGUAUAUAUUUUUAAAGGUUAAAGGCAAAUAUAUGGUAAUUAUUUUACUAA
Drosophila kikkawai is the source of this 1731-nucleotide messenger RNA. It is a transcript of the gene Cyp6d2, whose product is annotated as Cytochrome P450 6d2. Gene Ontology annotation, molecular function: monooxygenase activity; heme binding; oxidoreductase activity, acting on paired donors, with incorporation or reduction of molecular oxygen. The record is from RefSeq and is a predicted model, not a curated record. Lineage: Eukaryota; Metazoa; Arthropoda; Insecta; Diptera; Drosophilidae.